UUGAAACAUUGACCACAAAUUCUGCAACACUGACUAUAAACCCUGUAACACCAACCUCUCUCCCAGACACAUCCAUAUUAAGUCCUGUAACAUCAUCUACAACGUUCAUGACAAAGUCUGCAACAUUGAGUACCAACACUGAAAUGGUGACCACAAACCGUAUGUCAACAUCUCUCAAGAACACUGCUACUUUCUCUACAAACAUUGCAACAGUGACUGAAAUCCCGACAACACAGACUAGGAACCCAGCAACACUGACCCAAAGGCCGACAACACCUACCAUAAGCCAAACUGUAUUAGUCUCUGAUGACGUGACAUCCCAAUCAAGUCUUGCAACAUCAACUAUCAAAUUUCCAUCAUCAACUACAAACUCUGAUAUAGUGACUUCAAUCCCUGAAAUAUCAACAACAAACUUCCAAACACAAACAGCAGAAACUAAAAUAUCAACCCAAGACUUAGCAGUAUCAACAACAAGUCCUGUAACCUCAGCCAGAAUGUCUUCAGCAUUGACUUCAAAAACUGCUACCUUGAGCACAGAACCUGCAACGUCAAAUAUAAGCCCUUUAACAUUGACCUCUGACUCUACCACAUCACCAUCGAUUCUUGUAACCUCAACCAAGGAAACAGCAAAGGUCACUACACAACCUGAAACAACUACAAAACAUGGAACAUUGAGGACAAACCCCACAAGAACUUCUCAACCUGCAACAGCAACCACAAGCCUUUUUCCAUUGAUGACAAAGAGUACAACAUUGACGACGGAAUCUGCAUCAUCAAACACAAGACUUGGAACAUCAACCACAAUCACUGGAUUGCUCAGUAUCUACCAACCCACAUCGACCGAUAUCCCUCAGACAUCAACCACAAACCCUACAACACUGACCCUAAGCUCUACCACACUGGCAGAGAGCCCAACUGUAGCAGUCUCUGAUGCUAUGACAUCUGAAUCAAGUUCUGUAAAAUCAACUAAAACAACUGGAAUGUUCACGACAAGCUUUGCAACAGGAACUGCAAAUCCUGAAUCAUCGGCCACAAACCCCAUGACCACAGUGACACUACCUAAAAUAUCAACCACAGCCUCUGUAUCAUCAAUAACAAGCCCUGUAACAUCAACGACAAAGCUUGAAACAUUGACCACAAAUUCUGCAACACUGACUAUAAACCCUGUAACACCAACCUCUCUCCCAGACACAUCCAUAUUAAGUCCUGUAACAUCAUCUACAACGUUCAUGACAAAGUCUGCAACAUUGAGUACCAACACUGAAAUGGUGACCACAAACCGUAUGUCAACAUCUCUCAAGAACACUCCUACUUUCUCUACAAACAUUGCAACAGUGACUGAAAUCCCGACAACACAGACUAGGAACCCAGCAACACUGACCCAAAGGCCGACAACACCUACCAUAAGCCAAACUGUAUUAGUCUCUGAUGACGUGACAUCCCAAUCAAGUCUUGCAACAUCAACUAUCAAAUUUCCAUCAUCAACUACAAACUCUGAUAUAGUGACUUCAAUCCCUGAAAUAUCAACAACAAACUUCCAAACGCAAACAGCAGAAACUAAAAUAUCAACCCGAGACUUAGCAGUAUCAAUAACAAGUCCUGUAACCUCAGCCAGAAUGUCUUCAGCAUUGACUUCAAAAACUGCUACCUUGACCACAGAACCUGCAAUGUCAAAUAUAAGCCCUUUAACAUUGACCUCUGACUCUACCACAUCACCAUCGAUUCUUGUAACCUCAACUAAGGAAACAGCAAAGGUCACUACACAACCUGAAACAACUACAAAACAUGGAACAUUGAGGACAAACCCCACAAGAACUUCUCAACCUGCAACAGCAACCACAAACCUUUUUCCAUUGAUGACAAAGAGUACAACAUUGAUGACGGACUCUGCAUCAUCAAACACAAGACUUGGAACAUCAACCACAAUCACUGGAUUGCUCAGUAUCUACCAACCCACAUCGACCGAUAUCCCUCAGACAUCAACCACAAACCCUACAACACUGACCCUAAGCUCUACCACACUGGCAGAGAGCCCAACUGUAGCAGUCUCUGAUGCUAUGACAUCUGAAUCAAGUUCUGUAAAAUCAACUAAAACAACUGGAAUGUUCACGACAAGCUUUGCAACAGCAACUGCAAAUCCUGAAUCAUCGGCCACAAACCCCAUGACCACAGUGACACUACCUAAAAUAUCAACCACAGCCUCUGUAUCAUCAAUAACAAGCCCUGUAACAUCAACGACAAAGCUUGAAACAUUGACCACAAAUUCUGCAACACUGACUAUAAACCCUGUAACACCAACCUCUCUCCCAGACACAUCCAUAUUAAUUCCUGCAAGAUCAUCUACAACACACAUCCAUAUUAAGUCCUGCAACAUCAUCUACAACGUCCAUGACAAAGUCUGCAACAUUGAGUACCAACACUGA
This is a messenger RNA of Anguilla anguilla (European eel), 2423 nucleotides long. Its product is annotated as mucin-5AC-like. The record is from RefSeq and is a predicted model, not a curated record. NCBI's taxonomy places the organism in Eukaryota, Metazoa, Chordata, Actinopteri, Anguilliformes, Anguillidae. Bases 108 to 2423 code for a protein of 771 amino acids. The transcript has 2 exons.